Callithrix jacchus (white-tufted-ear marmoset) is the source of this 3835-nucleotide messenger RNA. The record is from RefSeq and is a predicted model, not a curated record. NCBI's taxonomy places the organism in Eukaryota, Metazoa, Chordata, Mammalia, Primates, Cebidae.
AGCCGAGGCCAAACGGGGAGAGAGACCCCGCCCCCCUUAAGAAGAGAAGUCGCGGCCCCUGCGGGACGGGGGUAAGAACGAGAGACGGAGGGAGCCAGACUGCUGGGUCCCCGAAGAGGGUUGGGGCUUGUGGAUGGCAACAAGCCUGAGUCCCAGAAAUUGGGCUACACUAGGGACUGGGGACUAGACCGGAGUCGCAGAAUUCCGUCGUUCGGGGAAGGGAGCUUCUGCUGGGAUUUGGAGGUGUGUGGACGGCAGGCCGUGAAGUCUCUAGGUAGGGUCAGACGCUGGGACGCAGGCGAGCAGAGGGAAGUGGCGGUGCUGGAAGGGCGCUGGGAGUCGAACCCAGGGUGCUGGACGCGGGAUUCCCCCACGCUCAACAACGACGCAGCGGUGUGGAACCUUCAACUGGCUCCAAGUGCUGUGGGAUCUGGAAGAGGCAAGGGAGCGAUGGUGUCGUUGAGGGCAGAAUGAGCAAGAAGAAUUAGGAGGGAGGCUGCAUGUGCCGGGGCUAGGGGCUGGAGGCCCGGGCUCUAGCUGCACCUCGGAAGGAAAAGGCAAACAGAGGAGGGAAGGCGUCUUAGGACUGCCUGGAUCCAGCGCACUUUCCACGGCCUCUGCAGGCCUGCGUCGCUAUGGGUUCCCCCGCCGCCCCGGAGGGAGCGCUAGGCUACGUCCGCGAGUUCACUCGCCACUCCUCCGACGUGCUGGGCAACCUCAACGAGCUGCGCCUGCGCGGGAUCCUCACUGACGUCACGCUGCUGGUUGGCGGGCAACCCCUCCGGGCACACAAGGCAAUUCUCAUCGCCUGCAGUGGCUUCUUCUAUUCAAUCUUCCGGGGCCGUGCGGGAGUCGGGGUGGACGUGCUCUCUCUGCCCGGGGGUCCCGAAGCCAGAGGCUUCGCCCCUCUCCUGGACUUCAUGUACACUUCUCGCCUGCGCCUCUCACCGGCCACUGCACCAGCAGUCCUUGCCGCUGCCACCUAUUUGCAGAUGGAGCACGUGGUCCAGGCAUGCCACCGCUUCAUCCAGGCCAGCUAUGAACCUUUGGGCAUCUCCCUGCGGUCUCUGGAAGCAGAACCCCCGACACCCCCAACAGCCCCUCCACCAGGCAGUCCCAGACGCUCUGAAGGACACCCAGACCCACCAACUGAAUCUCGAAGCUGCCGUCAAGGCCCCCCUAGUCCAGCCAGCCCAGACCCCAAGGCCUGCAACUGGAAAAAAUACAAGUAUAUCGUGCUAAACUCUCAGGCCUCCCAAGCAGGGAGCCUGGUGGGGGAGAGGAGUUCUGGUCAACCUUGCCCCCAAGCCAGGCUCCCCAGUGGAGAUGAAGCCUCCAGUAGCAGCAGCAGCAGCAGCGAAGAAGGACCCAUUCUUGGUCCCCAGAGCAGGCUCUCUCCAGCUGCUGCCACUGUGCAGUUCAAAUGUGGGGCUCCAGCCAAUACCCCCCACCUCCUCAUGUCCCAGGCUCAAGAGACCUCUGGAUCCCCCUCUGAGCGAGCUCGUCCAUUCUUACCAGGGGAAAAGCCUUACCACUGCUCAAUCUGCGGAGCCCGUUUUAACCGGCCAGCAAACCUGAAAACGCACAGCCGCAUCCAUUCGGGAGAGAAGCCCUAUAAGUGUGAGACGUGUGGCUCACGCUUUGUACAGGUGGCACAUCUGCGGGCGCACGUGCUGAUCCACACAGGGGAGAAGCCCUAUCCUUGCCCUACCUGCGGGACCCGCUUCCGCCACCUACAGACCCUCAAGAGCCACGUUCGCAUCCACACUGGCGAGAAGCCUUACCACUGUGACCCCUGUGGCCUGCAUUUCCGGCACAAGAGUCAACUGCGGCUGCACCUGCGCCAGAAACACGGAGCUGCUACCAACACCAAAGUGCACUACCACAUUCUUGGGGGGCCCUAGCUGAGCGCAGGUCCAGACCCCACUUGCUUCCUGUGGGGGGGAAAGCUGCAGGCUCAGGCCUUGCUUCCCUAUCAGGCUUGAGCAUGGGGGUGUGCAGGGCCACUUUGGUAUCAGAAAUUGCCACCAUCUGAAUUUCUUGCCGGGGAGAGCAGGGGUGGCAGAUCCCGGCUAGAUCUGCCUCCGUUUUGCAGGUCAAAACCUCUUCCUGAUGAGCCGGAUUGUUCCUGAGGAGAGAGCUAGCUAGGGACUGGGCUAGGGGAGAGAUUGGAGUCCUGGUCUCCCUAAGGGAAUAGCCCUCCACCUGUGGCCCCCACUGCAUUCGGUUUAUCUGUAAAUAUAAUUUAUUGAGGCCUUCAGGUGGCACCAGGACCUUCAUUCUAUUCCAUUUCCCACUUCCCUCUUCCACAAGUGUGAUCAAAAGUGACCUGGAACACAGAAGGUGAGGUCACGGCUCUGCUGGCAGAGAUUACAGCCCUCGGCUGGCUCCUUUGGCUUGGGUGUUUUAUAUUAUUUCUGUCAUGAGUUUUAUCUUUAGAAUUGUUCUUUCUCCUGUGUGUUUGCUUGUUAGUUUGUUUAAAAUGGAAAAAGGGGUUCUCUGUGUCCUGCCCCUCUAAUUCUAGGUCUGGAACUUUAUUUGUUCUAGGGCAGCUCUGGGAGCACGUGGGAUUGUGGAAGUGGGUCAGGAACCCUCUCUGGUAUUCUGGAUGUUGUAGGUUCUCUAGCAGGCUAGAAAUGGAUGUAGACAUGUCUCUGUUCUUCAAGAGUGAUAGGAACCAUUAUGUUGAGCCUAAAAUGGAGGUAAUAAUAAAUGCGUCCUAGAGGCUGUGGGUGCGGGGAAUUCCAUAUCACUCCAGGUAGAGGCCGGCAGUUUUUUCUGCAAGAUGGUCCAGAAGCUAAAAUGUCCGACUAAUCCGGGCACUUGGGUUUGGCGCUGCUGUAUCCAUCUAUAGCGGUAGAGCCCCAGCAGGGCUUAAGUUGAGCCCACAGGGUGCCUGUUCGUAGCACUGAGUUGAUCCCUCCAUGGGGGAGAGAUCAGAAAUUCCUUAUCAGAGAUGAUGUGACCUUUUCUGACUCUGUCCACUCUCUAUGAAUGUUAUGACCUAGGGAAGAAUCGUGAAACUCUUUACCUUGAUUAGAUGGUAUACUACAGAGGCAUCUGGGUUUGAAUGUUACUUGGGGUUCUCUCUACUGAGUUGAACCCCUUCUUCCUUUACUGGGUUUUGGACAUCUUCUGGCAAGUGUCCAGAUGCCAGAACCUUCUUUGCCUCUAGAAAGUGACGGUGCUUUGUAACCUUACCUUAGAAAAGCUGGGUCUGUGACCUGGUCUUCCCAUCACUGCAUUCCUGUCCAGAACCAGUGAAUGCAUUAGAACCUUCCAUAGGAAAAGAAAAGGGGCUGAGUUCCAUUCUGGGUUUGCUUUAGUUUGGUUGAGAUUAUUGUUGGCAUUACAGAUUUAAAAGAUUGACUAGCUGAUAGGCCAAAGGCCUGUUCUAGUUGACCAAGUUUCAGGUAAGAUUAAGAGGUUGGCUGAGGGGUGCAGUUUCUGGUGUAGGCCAGGUGGGUAAAAAGUUAGAAAUGGGAUUGUCUCUUGAAUGGGUGGAGUCUCUUGAAAUGUUAGAAGAUGCCCUGAAGCCUUGAUUUAUAGUUCUGCCCCCAGUUGCCCUGGGGCCUAUUUGAUUAUGGGACAAGGGUGGAAAGUAAGAAGCACUUUUGAAUUUUCGGGGUAGAACUUAAACAAUAAGUCAGUGCUAGUGGCUAUCACCUGGGGACUAGUGAGAAAGCUGCUCUGGUCUCCCUAAGGGAAGAGCCCUCCACCUGUGGCCCCCAUUGCAGAAUUUAAGAAGGAAGAAGGGAAGGUAGAAGAGUAUGUAAGAAGGAACCAUGGUUUCUAUUUAGCAGAUUGGAUGGAAUAAAGAAGCCUUUCUGUGCUG